ACCCUCGGGUUUUCUCAAGACCCAAGCCAAGCAGUCAGUCGUGAAUCGGUGAUCGUUCCGCAAAGGUUCCCUUCUCUCGCUCGUUUCUUCGCGCUUCGCAGUCAUGAAGAAUUACUAUUUCGUCAGUCUAGCGGUUAUCCUCGCGAUGCUGCUGUUGACGGCCGACGCCGGGGACAUGCUGCGCAAGAGCAUCGUCUUCGACAAGAACACGCCCGACGUCUUCUACUGUCCGGUGCACAAGCCCACGGGCUUCGACAAGAUGAUCGUCAAGGCCAAGCCCCUGUCGCGGCUCUGCCAGUUCGAGGGCGGCCCCAUACCCAAGGACUACAAGAGCGACUGCUACAACGACGUCGACGAGACCGAGUACGCCUGCAAGGAGAAGUACAGGAUCAUGAAACGGCUGAAGAACAUCGACGAGCCGAUGCCCGUGGACAACGAAUACACCGACAAAUAGGAGAUUAUACAUAACAACAAUUAUGCGCAUCCUAAUCGUCCAACAAUUAUUAUCCAAUAAUUAAACAAAAAAAGCUUUAAAGUAUCUAAUAUGUGUUUAUAUCUGAGUAACGCUUAAUCUGGUGCCGAUUCUUUUAGUCAUAUAUUAAAAAAAAAAGUAUUAUUAAAAAGUUAUUGCGACGAGAGCUUUCGAUUGACGAAUCGGGAAUUAUCCGUAAUAAAGGUCGAUCGAUAGUUCAACGUCAUACAGAGCGUUGCAAAACGAUUAUUUGUCUGUAAUAAGUGUAAAAAAUGUAUAUUCCAAAAAGUAAAGAGAAAUGCAUUUUGUAACAGUAUUCGAAUAGUGAAACAAUAAAGUCAAUCUUUUUUCACGUUAACAA
This is a messenger RNA of Trichogramma pretiosum, 833 nucleotides long. RefSeq lists its product as uncharacterized. The transcript has 4 exons. Lineage: Eukaryota; Metazoa; Arthropoda; Insecta; Hymenoptera; Trichogrammatidae. The coding region runs from base 104 to 454 and encodes 116 amino acids. The record is from RefSeq and is a predicted model, not a curated record.